GCAUCCAAAGCAUCAGAUAUCCCAAAUCAAAACCUAUUCUUUCACAAAAUCCUCUUCUCUCACAAAAUCAUCUCCUCUCUUUCACUCUAAACUUCCAAAGUCCUUUCUCUUACAACAAUCAAGGCAGCAGUGACUCAAGUCUUCAUUUCCCCCAAAGAUUUCCUUAGUAUCAUAGCAGAAGUUGAUUUGGCUGUUUCGAGGCUGACGGCGAGUACUUCCCCAAACCAGGUGUACUUCCCCAAACCAGGUGUUCUUCCAAAUCCCUAAAUCCAACACCAGUUUUUCGACGCUGACGGCGACGGGUAAAGUUUAACUUUAUUACAAAAUUAUUGAAUUUGAUAACCAACGCAAUGUUAUAUGCAUCAGAACACCUUUUGCUCUAAUUCGCGAGGCAAAAAAGAAGGAAAUCUUUGGUACUUCGGAUAUUCUAUCAAGUAAGGACAUCUUUGUGGCUACAAGAAAAGGAAAACUUGACCGAGUAUACAAAAGCUCAUAUGUCAAUACGAUUAGUAAAAUUGCUGAAAUGGAGAGACUACAAUCAACUCAAGAAAGUGAAGAUGGCAGCCAUUCAGUUGACGCUUUUGCAUCAGUCAUGGGACCUGAACAUCCGGAUUGCGUGAGAUUGUAUGGACGAGGGGUUACCAAGACUGUCUUAAAAGGAAAAAUAGGGAAUCUUGGAUCUUCUUUAGAUGCUAAUAAUGAGAGAGUGCAGAAGAAAAUGGAGGAAAUGGAAGAGAGGAUGCAACAAAGAAUGCAGGAAAAGUUGAACGUACAAAAGGAUGCUAUGGAACAAGAUAUUAUAAUGAAUGUCGUCGCACGACUUCAGCGUCUGAACCUAGAAUUGCGACUUGAUCCUGACAUGCUAAGGUUCAGUGCUCGUUCACCUAUAGAAGCUUCCUCUGCACAACAAGAUGAUGUUCAACUAAACAAUCGACCAUCUGCUGGUAAUAACAAUCAAGGUGGAGUAGAUCAAGAAAUGGAAGAAGAUGAUGGCAGUGAAGAAUUAGACCUUACUUGAGAUGAAUUUUGAAUUGCUAUAGAUGAAUGUUCUAUGGAAAUCUUUUGUUAUCAACAUUUUUGAAACUCUCUCUCUUGAAAUGUAUUAAACUUAUGCAUUUGGGUUAGAACAUUUAUUUUAUGGAUAUUAUUUGCUUGA
This is a messenger RNA of Nicotiana tabacum (common tobacco), 1156 nucleotides long. RefSeq lists its product as uncharacterized. NCBI's taxonomy places the organism in Eukaryota, Viridiplantae, Streptophyta, Magnoliopsida, Solanales, Solanaceae. The record is from RefSeq and is a predicted model, not a curated record.